Messenger RNA from Neodiprion virginianus, 4718 nucleotides. RefSeq names its product egl nine homolog 1 (gene Hph). Gene Ontology annotation, biological process: peptidyl-proline hydroxylation to 4-hydroxy-L-proline; cellular response to hypoxia. Gene Ontology annotation, molecular function: peptidyl-proline 4-dioxygenase activity; L-ascorbic acid binding; ferrous iron binding. The transcript is spliced from 4 exons. Gene Ontology annotation, cellular component: nucleus; cytoplasm. NCBI's taxonomy places the organism in Eukaryota, Metazoa, Arthropoda, Insecta, Hymenoptera, Diprionidae. The record is from RefSeq and is a predicted model, not a curated record. Bases 475 to 1740 code for a protein of 421 amino acids.
CCAAUCGUACAUGCUUACACGCAUCAAUACAAAAAUUUCAAUCGAGGUGACAAGAUCGAUCCAAGUUACGCCUCGCAUAAUUCUAUGUCGCGUCUCGUGUUUCGAACGGUCGGGGUUUACUUUUUCCUGGUCGACGGGAAAUACCGAUGACACAGGGUUGAGUAUAUGCGUUGGAGUUGCUCGCUUAUCAGGUGAGGAAGAUAGAUGGAUAAUUGUGCCCAGGCAUAGGCUCGUUACAAUCAAGCAUCCGAUUUACGCCUGCGUGUCGGUCGAUCGGUCGUAACUUGGUUAUGCCGUUUUGCUCUCGAGCAGCGAGGGAGGAGAAUAAGGAGAAAGAGAAGGAGAAGCUGCCAUCGCCGCUCGAACCAGUAAGUGCGUAUGUGACUCGGACUCGUUUUGAAAUGUCCCCUGCUUAUACGCUAGUCCUCGUCCUCGUGGCGACCGGAGCGUUGUCGUCGAAUUAACCUCUGAAAUAUGUCGGAACCGAGAGCCAGUCGGUCACAGACCGUCGAGGCAGGUGCAUCGUUCUCUCUAACCUCUUCUCCAACCGCGCCAACGGCCCAAGUCUGCGCAGUUUGCAAAAGGUCCGACAAGAUUCUCCGCUGUGCCCGUUGCAAGGUUACCGUCUAUUGCAGCAAAGAGCAUCAACGCGACGACUGGAAGCGACACAAGCCGUCCUGUGCUCCGAAACAGACAUCCUCGGGCCCUGAGCCUAACCUAAAAACAAGCGGCAGCCCCGACUCCCUGCCGAAUUACUUCUCCCGCCGACCACCGGAGCCCCAGGAUCCCGCCAUCGCUGCCGAACAGCUCCUCGUCGCUGAGGCAUCACCGAUAAACCAAAAGGGUAGCUCGGAAGACACGAUAUUGGGAGCCAGAGCAGAGCUGCUUAACCCUGCGCUGGAAGGUUCGGAAAUUCUUCGCGACAUGCCGACUCCGCAGCACUACAGCUUGAGAAACUUCCCUGAAGUUAGUCUAGGCGGCAAGAAUGGUGCGCUGCCGAUUUCACCUCUCAGCAAACAAAUCGACGAUCGUGUCAUUGACCACUAUUCCCGCGUCGUUGUCAAGGACAUGAACAAGUGGGGCGUAUGCGCCAUGAAUGAUUUCUUGGGCCCGGAAAAAGGCUCGCUCGUCCUCGACGAGGUUCUCAAUAUGUAUAGUGCAGGUCUGUUCAGAGACGGGCAACUCGUCUCCCAAAGAGGAGGCGCCGGUGAUCUCAGGCGGGCUAUUCGGGGUGACCAGAUCACUUGGCUUGACGGCAAAGAGAAGGAGUGCCCGAAUAUUGGUCUGCUCAUAUCUCAGGUCGACGCCAUCAUCCUCAGGGCUAACAAGAUGCUGUCGAAUGGGAAAAUGGGGCAGUACACGAUAAACGGCAGGACAAAGGCAAUGGUCGCCUGUUAUCCCGGAAACGGUUCUCGAUAUGUCAAACAUGUCGAUAAUCCCAAUCAUGACGGACGUUGCGUCACAGCUAUAUAUUACUUGAACAGGGAUUGGAAUGUCGAGCAAGACGGUGGCCUCUUGAGGAUAUUUCCCGAAGGCUGGAAGGACAGUGUUGCGAAUAUCGAACCAAUAUUCGAUAGAAUAUUAUUUUUCUGGUCAGAUAGAAGAAAUCCGCACGAAGUACAGCCUGCCUAUAGAACACGUUAUGCCAUUACUCUCUGGUACUUUGACGCGGACGAAAGAAACAUGGCAUGUCAAAGGUAUCAACAGGAAAGAAAACUCUCGCAAUCGAAAAAUACGUGAGCGAAAACGAAGAAAAUAAAGUGGGACAAGAUAUGGUGAAAUAAUGAACUAACAAUAAAAGGGAACUCGUCGAUUGACACACGCUGUCUUUAUUAUUACUUCAGCUGCAAGAUUUUUUUUUUUUUUUUAAUUUCUAUCCGUCAUAUUGGAUUCGUUACCACGGAUAAAAGUCAAACAAUCAAAUGUAUUUAUAUAGUAUGUAUAUACAUGAACGUUUGUGGCGAUUUUUUUCUCUUGAUUUUAAGAGAUUGGAUAUGUAGUAAUGCAUAAAAAAAAAAUCACUUCUAAUAUUUUUUAAUUGUGGCAGUUGAAAGAAAAAGUAACGUAUUUUUCUAGUUUUAUUGUUCUUUUUCUGUCUACGCAUCCUCUUCUAUACUCUUUUGUUUUUUACAAAUUUUUUAUAUUUCGUUACGCCUGUACCGAUUCAAUUAACGAGUCAUUGCUUUGACGAUGUUUUCCUUGUUCAUUAUUACAGUACAUAGUUAGAAAUCGCUGCUUAAAAAUAAAUUAAACGACGAAGAGAAAAAUGUAACUCGUGCGCGUGCGUGUGUGUGCGGGUAUGUGUGUGUGUUGAAUGCAAUUUACAUUUACUCAUAAUAAUAGAAAUAUACCUAUAUACCGUAUUGGUCUGAAUAUAUUUCAAGGUUUUUACAAGCCGAUUUCCCUAUUAAAAUUCGCGCCAGACUUGUAUUUGGAAUGUUGUUUUUUUAAAUUUUCAUUUUAGAAAAUUUGCUUCAUCGACUAAGAAAACUUCGUUAUCAAUCAAUUGUAAGAUUUUAGUAAAAAAUUCUAUAUUAAUCAACAAAUAUGCCUGUGAUAGUAAAUAAUUUUCUCAUAAAAUACGCCUUGUAUUCGAAUUAUAAAAAUAAAAUCCUUGAAAUUAAGUCGAAAAAUUGGAGGUCAACUCAUAUUCAAACCAACUCGGUAUUAUAAAUAAGCGUUAUGUAUUAUUAUAUAAUAAGAAUAUAUAUAUUGAUAAUAUGUUUGAAUGUAUGUAUGACCUAAAAGUAAUGUUAGCUACGGCUAAUGCGAUCCUAAUCACAAUAAGGAAAUUUAGUAGACGAAAAAACAAUAGAUCAAAAUAUAUUCGUAAUGUAUAUGUACAUGAUUAUAGAUGCAAUAUCUGUAAAGGAUAAUUUCCUAUACACUAAACAACAUGUGCAAUAGAUCUUGAACGGAAGAUUGUUAGGCAGCAGCCAAAUGACGAUGUUUUUUUUUUCUUAUCUUAUUUCCACCACCACGUUCUUUUAAGUGAAGUACAAAAUAAUUCUUUUGCUUUUCGUUUUGAUAAUUACUACAUCUGAUUGCUGUUAGAUUUUCUCACAAUUUCUUAUAUUUAAAAUUCUCUUCCUGUCUAAUAAUUUUUCAAUUAUUAUUAUUAUUAAAUUUUUGCGCGAAUAAUAUUACUUGGCUGUUAUCACCAGUUUUAAUUUUCUUUUAAUUUUUCUCCUUUACAGAAUUUCUUAGCAUUUUUUCUUAUACGUUAGUAGGAAAUACGCAUGCGAUUACUUUCAUGCGCGGCAUACUGCAAACGAUGCAAACUGUAUUAUAUGUAUGUAUACAUAGCGUUGCAUUUCGGAAUUCAUUAUUUUCCUAGUCUUUCGAUUUGGUUCGCUUAUAGCGAGAUAUUUAAGGGAAAAUCCUGCUUAAUACGAGAAUUUAGGUAAGGUGUUAAAGAGGGGCACUAUAGAAUAGAGGCGAAGAAAAACAUACUUUUAAUCCAAGAAAAGUAAAAUAAUUCUUCUCUUUCCUGAUUUUCAUUUUUGACGGUAUUUUAUGAUGUGUAAUAUCUGUCUCAGGUUAAACAAGGUAGUAUUGAAUAUGAAUUUCAGUGUUUUGUUAUUUUUUCAUUUUCUUUUCUCUUGAUUGUUCGUACAACUCUUUCUCCUUUUAUGGUUGCGGUAUAAUACAAUCGCUGCUGAUGUUAUUAUGCAGCAAAUUCAUAGGCUUGUACUGAAACUUGGAUAGAUCUCUUUAUAUCAAACAUUUUUUUACACAAUCUCCCUCUCCGUUUGCAACUUUUGUACACACGCAUAUGUAAUAGACUGAAAGUAUUUUUUUCCCAAUUAUUCUUGGAUUCUUGUUAGCUGUAAUGUCUUGUAUGUAAUAUGAAACUGCGAUACUUUUAUAUGUAUUUACAAGUCUUGAACAAGUAUAUAUCUGUAUAUCACUAUAUCUAUCAAUCAAGCGUGUGCAUGCUUUUGUGACUGUGUUUAUACAGAAAACAAAACACAAAAAUUUACGUGUACAUUGUAAAAUACCAAUAAUCACAAGAAUAGUAAUAGCAAAAGCGAGCUAUUAAUAUUCGUAGCUAAAGAAAAGUACGAAAGUCGAGCAUGCAUUCACUACAAUAUUUCCACGAAAACACACAAAAUAUUUCAUUCAUCACAUUAGUAAAAAUAGGAAUAGUAAUAAUGAUAUUUAAAACAUUACACAUUUUUGCUGGAUUUCGGCAUCCAGUGUAUUCGUUAUCUGUAUGUAUAAGUAUGUACAUACAUGGGUAUAGGUAUAGGUAUAGGUAUAUGAAAACGAGGUAGUCUUGCGGCGACAAAUUUGCACGUAUCAAUCCUCUUUCUCUUUGCCUCUCACUCAUGCCCCAGUACCCUACCGACGAGUGAUUAAAUUAUUAUUAUUUUUCUGAUUUUAUUUAAUUAUCGUAAUUACAAUUAAUAUUAAUAUUAUCACACUACUAUAGUUAGUUAUAAAUAAUAUUACAAUUACUAUUACGUAUGUACUUGUAUUGUUAACUUAAUCAUAAUUAUAAUAAUGAUUACACGCUGUUAUUUCUAAGUUGAAAGAAAAAGUAAACUAAAAGGAAAAUGCCCACUUUAAGUUGCGAACAUGAAAACGCGCCGACGAAUCAAGUAUUGUAAAAGUUCGCGACAAGGGGUGAAAAACGACAGAGAACAAACAUUCAUAAUUGUCCUGUGAAAAAUGAAAGAAAUAGUAAUAAUAAUAAUAAAUAUUGUACAAAAUUA